CGUAGUCACACCUCUUAUUACAGUUACGUCGACACACAGUUAUAAACAAGAUGGGCUUCUACGAAAUGAUACUGUCUUUAUUAAAUAUUCAAACAAUAGCAUUGGUCUUCAUUUUACUCUUAUUAUUAUUACGGCUUCUGAGGUCUAAUAAGUUACCACCUGGUCCCCGUGGCUGGCCGAUCGUCGGUUCUAUUCCGCACAUUGAGAAGGAGGCUUAUAUAACGUUCAACCAUUGGGCUAAAGAAUAUGGCGACAUAUUUACAGUGAAGUUAGGCUGGACUACAGCUGUAAUUUUGAAUAGCUUCGACGCUAUAAAAUGUACCCUGAAAGACCAAAGUGAUAAGUUUGCAGACAGACCUUUUACACCCAUCGUAGAAUUAGGCUUCACGAUAUCAGGAAGUAUUGUAUUUGACAAUGGUCAUGUUUGGAGUGAAAGACGACGUUGGGCCUCUGGAACUCUACGCAACUUCGGUCUUGGGAAGAAAAGCUUGGAAAGCCGGAUAAACAUUGAAGCGGAUUAUUUAUGUCAGGAAAUCGACAAGACCUUAAAUCCAUUCAACCCAUUUCACUGUGUAAAUAACGCAGUUUCAAAUAUCAUUUGCUCAAUCAGCUUUGGAGAUAGAUUUGAGUACAAUGAUCAGACAUUUAAAGAACUUUUAGCGGGAACGCGUUAUUUGUUUAGACAUACCACUUUCGUGGCCCCAGUAAACGCCAUUCCUGCGUUAUUCUACACCCCAAUAUACAAACACUAUCGUAAUAUUGCAGCAUCAGUCAAAGCAUUCAUUGAAGAUAGCAUACAACAACAUCGAGAAACUUUCGACUCUGAUGAUAUUCGUGACGUCAUUGACGCAUACAUUGCAGAAUCUGAGAAGGAACAUACCGAUCCAAACAUCUUUGCGAAAGACACAUUAUGGCGCAUCGUCUUAGAUCUGUUCGCUGCUGGAUCAGAGAGUACCAGUACGACUAUAUUGUGGAUGAUUUUAUAUUUGGUAAAUUACCCAGAAGUUCAGAAAAAGUUGCAGCAAGAGAUGGACGAAGUUCUAGGUCAAGAAAAGAAACCAACUUGGGGCGAUCGUCAAUCGAUGCCUUACCUAGAAGCUACAUUACUGGAAGUACAGCGGAUUUGCAACAUUGCCCCGAUGAUCGGACGAUCUACCUGCGAAGAGAUUCAUAUAAACGGCUACAAGAUCCCAGCUGGUACUACAGUAUUAGCAAACCUAUGGAGCGUCCACCUUGACCAUAGACACUGGGAAAGGCCUUUAGAUUUUGAGCCGGAGCGGUUUUUAUUAGACGACAAAAAGACCAUAAAGAAACAAAUGAUGUUUAUGCCUUUUGGCAUAGGUCGAAGAGCAUGUAUUGGCGAACUUUUGGGUAGAAUGGAACUCUUCCUGUUUACCGCUAACCUCAUUCAGCGGUUCACUUUCAAAAUACCUGAUGGCAAACCAACUCCGUCGAUAAAUGAGUGUGUACCUGGUUUAUCCCGGUCUCCUAAGCCAUACGAAAUAUGCGCCGUUAGACGAUGACGGAUCUCAGGUUUCAUGCGUGAAUGUGGUGUUAUUAGUGGUGUUUUUAAUUUAAACCAGAUUUUGAUUUUUGUUUUUAUCACAUAUACGUUCAGAAUAUAUAAGGAAAAUAAAAUAAUAGGCCUAAUAUUUGUAUUUAUGAGUUUUAAAAUGACGCAAAACUGUAC
Anneissia japonica is the source of this 1690-nucleotide messenger RNA. Its product is annotated as cytochrome P450 2J6-like. The coding region runs from base 51 to 1523 and encodes 490 amino acids. The record is from RefSeq and is a predicted model, not a curated record. Gene Ontology annotation, cellular component: intracellular membrane-bounded organelle; cytoplasm. NCBI's taxonomy places the organism in Eukaryota, Metazoa, Echinodermata, Crinoidea, Comatulida, Comatulidae. The transcript has 4 exons. Gene Ontology annotation, molecular function: heme binding; iron ion binding; oxidoreductase activity, acting on paired donors, with incorporation or reduction of molecular oxygen, reduced flavin or flavoprotein as one donor, and incorporation of one atom of oxygen. Gene Ontology annotation, biological process: xenobiotic metabolic process.